GCUAUCAAGCACAAUGGCGUCUGUAUGAUUUUCCGUGAGUGUAGCAUCGGACGUCUUCCUCGCGUCAAAGAUGACGACAGCAGCCAGACCAACUUUUGAACCUGCAAGAGGUGGAAGAGGAAAAGGGGAAGGUGAUCUGAGCCAACUCUCAAAGCAGUAUUCCAGCCGAGACUUACCUUCCCAUACAAAGGUAAAAUAUAGGCAAACUACUCAGGAUGCCCCUGAAGAGGUUCGUAACCGGGACUUCAGGAGAGAGCUGGAAGAGAGAGAGCGAGCUGCUGCCAGAGAGAAAAAUAGGGAUCGUCCAACCCGGGAACAUACAACUUCCUCUUCAGUAUCCAAGAAGCCUCGGUUAGACCAGAUUCCUGCUGCCAACCUUGACGCAGAUGAUCCUCUAACAGACGAGGAAGAUGAAGAUUUUGAAGAGGAGAGUGAUGAUGAUGACACUGCAGCUCUUCUUGCAGAACUGGAAAAAAUUAAAAAAGAAAGAGCUGAAGAGCAGGCCAGGAAGGAACAAGAGCAAAAAGCUGAAGAAGAGAGAAUCUGUUUGGAAAACAUUCUGAGUGGAAACCCUCUGCUUAAUCUCACUGGCCCAUCCCAGCCUCAGGCCAACUUCAAAGUUAAAAGAAGGUGGGAUGAUGAUGUUGUCUUCAAGAACUGUGCAAAAGGUGUAGAUGAUCAAAAGAAAGACAAAAGAUUUGUAAACGAUACACUGCGAUCUGAAUUUCACAAGAAGUUUAUGGAGAAAUAUAUUAAGCAGUACAGUUUUAUGUGCUUAUUUAAAGACUAAAAUGUUAA
Messenger RNA from Lepus europaeus (European hare), 798 nucleotides. RefSeq names its product spliceosome-associated protein CWC15 homolog. Gene Ontology annotation, biological process: mRNA cis splicing, via spliceosome. Bases 71 to 790 code for a protein of 239 amino acids. Gene Ontology annotation, cellular component: catalytic step 2 spliceosome. NCBI's taxonomy places the organism in Eukaryota, Metazoa, Chordata, Mammalia, Lagomorpha, Leporidae. The record is from RefSeq and is a predicted model, not a curated record. The transcript has a single exon. Gene Ontology annotation, molecular function: RNA binding.